This is a messenger RNA of Achroia grisella, 5517 nucleotides long. RefSeq lists its product as uncharacterized. Gene Ontology annotation, molecular function: nucleic acid binding. The record is from RefSeq and is a predicted model, not a curated record. NCBI's taxonomy places the organism in Eukaryota, Metazoa, Arthropoda, Insecta, Lepidoptera, Pyralidae. Bases 1 to 5517 code for a protein of 1838 amino acids. The transcript has 2 exons. Gene Ontology annotation, biological process: DNA integration.
AUGCCGACUACGAGAAGCCAAGCCCCGGGAGCAGAGAAAAAGACCACGCGGGAAAAUGAACAGACAGAAGCGUCCCCUUCAGAAACCACGCAGAUGUCCGCGUCCGCCGCGCCGUCGAGCGCGCCACAGGCACAAGCCGCCCGCGCCGCGUUUACCUCGGACUCCGCACCGGCGCCACCGUCGCAGCCGCCGACGACAGAUGUACGUCCGGCCCGGGCCGCGUCGGUGCGAUCGCGCCGGUCUACCGCUAGCGGUAUAGCUAAAUUAAAGAGGCUGGAGUACGAGGCAGCGCUACAGAUGGCGAAAUUACAGGCUGAUUUAAUUAGAAAGAAGUUGGCAGGCGAUGUCGCCGCGGUACAUGAAGAGACCGAUAGAGAUAGCGUGUGCUCCGAGGAAGGUGCCGGCCUGCAACGUAUAACGGAUUGGUUUCAACGUACCGAAGUACGGGGGGAGCAGAGAAUUAAUUCCCCACCGCCUACGCAGAAAGAGCCAACAGAAAGGCAAGCUUCACCGCCGAGGACGCCGAAGCAAAGACGGAGGUCCCCCGCUCCUGAAGCCGGGAUGCAAGAAGGAUUCACCCGGCUGGCCAAAGCUAUUGAACGAGCUGUGGACGAACGAGCGGAUAGGGUAGCGCCGAGGCAAGCCCAAGAUCUCCCGACCUUCAGCGGCGAAGCAAGUGAAUGGCUAGCGUUUAAGGCGGCCGUAGACCAGUCUACAAAGACGUACAGGAUCACACCAGCGGAGAACCUGGCCAGGCUGAGGGCCUGCUUACGUGGAAAAGCGAGAGAGACAGUCGCAGCGUUACUCGUAUCCGCUACAGAACCGUCGCAGAUCAUGAGGACGUUGGAGCAGCGGUACGGCCGGACAGAGGCCAUCAUCGACCGCGCCCUCAAAGAUCUGAGAAGGAUGCCGGUAAUAGGAACAUCGACAACAGAGGUGAUUGACUUCGCCAUUAAACUACAGAACAUCACCACCAUCGUCGCGGAUAUCGACAGGGGGGCGAGAUUCCUACAUAAUCCCGCGCUUGAGAGUGAAGUGUCAGAGAAGCUGACCCCUCACUUACAGGUCCACUGGUGUCACUACGCUGAAAAAAACAAGGAGGACACUAGACCUACGAUCAUCAAGAUGGCAGAGUUUUUAAUGAGCGAAGCCGAUCUCAUGACCCGACAUCUGCGAAUAGCAUCACCAACGAGACGAACGAGCGCGCUACCCACGAAGCAGCCCACGAAGCAACCCACUAGGCAACCCAUACCGAAAGCAACGAUGUCGGCACCUCGGCGACAGAUGACGGAUCGUGGCGCAGCCGUAUACGCCGCCGUAGAAAGGAGCGAACAGAGUACCGAAUGUCUCUGUUGCGGCGCCGCACACGUAACGCCGAAGUGUAAGAAGCUGAACGACAUGUCGUUAUCGGACAGAUGGGAGUGGGCGAAAACAAAUAAGAUGUGCUUCCAAUGCAUGAACAGCACGCACAGAAGGUUCAAGUGUAAGGCACGCAAAUGUGGUGUGAGAGAGUGUCGUAAGCCACACCACGCCCUGCUGCACCCUCCAGAAGAGCCGCCGAAGCGACAAGAGGACACCGCGAUUACAGCCGCAGCACGCUUGCCAGAGAACAGCCAAGUGUUGUUAAAGGUGUGUCCCAUCAUCGUGAAAGGCAAGACGGGAUGCGAAGUAGAGACGUACGCGAUGCUAGAUGAAGGCUCGACGGUUACACUCAUCGAUGCGGAGAUCGCAGAACAGAUCGGAGCCGAAGGUCCGACGCGAUCUCUGAGAAUUCAGGGAGCGGCCUCGAGCUGGCACGAAGCCUCAAGCCGAGUGGCUGAUGUCAUCAUCAGAGGGCGACACCAUACGGACGAAGAACACUCGGUGAGGGCGCGUACGAUCCGGGAUCUCACCCUAGGAACGCAGCGAGUGAACCCGGAAAUACUCGCGUACGGACACCUGCGACAACUCACUUGCGAGCAAGUGUGCUACGAAGAUGCCAGACCCAAGGUCUUGAUCGGGUCAGACAACUGGCAUCUGAUUGUUACGCGGAAGCUGCUCACAGGAAGGCACAAUCAACCCGCAGCGUCGCUGACACGACUGGGAUGGGUCAUCCACGGAACGGUACCCAGAAGUGUCGUGGAAGACGAGGAACAUGUCCUCCACGUGCGGUUGACACAGCGCAACGCCGAGCCAGACAUGCGGCAUAUAGAGGGCAUAAUAAAAGCGCAUUACGACAUCGACGCGUUGGGUAUAUCGUCGAAGAGAUUACCCAUUGCUAAGGAGGAGCGCGCCGUCGCCACAUUCAACCGCACAGCGACGAGAGUGGAUGGGCGAUACGUCGUAGGAUUGCCGUGGGAGAGAGAUAACGUCGCUCUACCUCCCAGCUACGACAUGGCAGCGAGCCGACUGAGGGGAAUAGAGCGGCGGAUGGAUCGCUCUACGGAAUUCCGGCUGGCGUAUACCGCGGAGAUAAACAAGUUGUUGGACAAGGGUUACGCCGAGGAAGUAACCGACGACCGGUUCAACAACGACCGCGCGUGGUACCUUCCCCAUUUCGGAGUGACGAAUCCGAAUAAACCCGGAAAGCUGCGACUCGUAUUCGACGCCGCGGCCCGUUCGAAGGGAAUGUGCUUGAACGACGUACUGCUGGAUGGGCCAGAUAUGCUACGGUCGCUUAACGGUGUGUUAUACCGUUUCCGCGAGAGGCCCGUAGCUAUCACGGCGGACAUACGAGAGAUGUUCCUGCAGAUUAAGAUACGGGAAGAAGAUAGAGCAGCACAACAGUUUCUGUGGCGAGGAGAUGACAGGAUUAACCCGCCGCAGAAAUACGUAAUGACCUCAAUGAUUUUCGGGGCGAGGAGCUCACCGUUCAUCGCACACAGCGUUCGAGACAGGAACGCGGCAGAGCACCGAGAGUCGCACCCGUCAGCGUACACCGCCAUAACAAGGAACCACUACAUGGACGACUGGGUCGAUAGCUUUGACUCCGAAGAGGAAGCAGCCCGCGCCAUACGAGAGGUAGUAGAGGUUCAUGGCGGGAUAGGAUUCACGCUGGCGGGUUGGAAUACAAACCGACCGAGCCUGCUAGAGAAUGUGAGUGAGGACCAGCGAGCGAGGACGCCGAAGGAACUGGGAGCCAACGCACAUCCAUACGGAAAGACAUUGGGGUUAUUGUGGAUGUCAGCCGAAGACCAGCUGGCGUUCAACACCGGCAUGCCACGCGUCCUACGAGAAGUGAAGCACGGCACGCGGAUACCGACGAAAAGGGAAGCCUUAGGAGCGGUGAUGUCAUUGUUCGACCCGCUCGGGCUGCUGAGCCCUUACACCAUCACGGCAAAAAUCAUCUUGCAGGCGCUGUGGGUGCAGAAGGUCGAAUGGGAUGGCCCUCUGCCCGCCGAGGAAGCGCGGACGUUCCAGGAACGGAGAGACGACCUAGCGUAUAUAGAGGAACUAAGAUUGCCGCAAUGGUAUGGCACGAACGACAGCCAACGGUCGCAACUGCACGUAUUCACGGACGCAAGCGAACAGGCAUAUGCCACAGCCGCGUAUUGGAGGACGGAACGCGAGGAUCGUAGCGUUAACGUCGUCCUGGUAGCAGCCAAAGCGAGGGUAGCGCCCAUGAAAGCGCAGAGUAUACCCCGGAUGGAGCUUCAGGCGAGCCUGAUAGGAGCCCGACUGGCCGCUGACAUAUUGAAAGAACAUAGUCGCGAGGCCGAAGUCUUCCUAUGGACGGACUCGAAAACGGUGCUACACUGGAUAAGGAACGACACCGUCAGAUAUACUCCAUACGUGGCUCAUCGUUUGGCAGAAAUCGCCGAACUGACGAAACCGACACAGUGGCGCUGGGUACCGACUGCCCACAACGUAGCCGACGACGCGACCCGCGCGGGAUACACACAAAUGACCGCUGCCGACAGAUGGUUUGUCGGGCCGGCAUUUCUGUACGCUCCGGAGCAAGAAUGGCCUCAUGAGAGCGAGCCCGUCCCAGCAGAGAUGGUAGCACACGUCCGGGAGGAGACAGAACCCGUGAUCGACAUUGCACGGUUCUCUUCAUAUGACCGAGUGAGGAGGACCAUGGCGCAAGUGCUACUGUUCGCAGAUAAAUGCAGGCGACGGGCACAGAAGCUAGGCACAGAGCAUUUCGCCAAAGCGGAGCAACUAAUAAUACGGCAGGCGCAACAGGACAGUUUCCCGAAGGAAACGCGGUGUCUACGCGAAGGAAAGACCGUAGACAGGACAAGUCGUCUGUUCCGCCUGGAUCCCGUUUACAAGGAUGGCAUAAUACGCUUGAACGGACGUAUAAACGCAGCACAGGUGCCGCUAGAAAUGAAGAAUCCACCCAUACUGGACGGAGCGCACCCGUUGGCGCAGAUGAUGAUUAAGAGAGAACACGAGUUACAUCAUCAUGCCGGCAGAGAACAGACGGUGAACACCCUGCGCCAAUACGUGUGGAUGCUGCGUUUAAGGCCGACCGUCAAGACCGUAUUAGGCAAAUGCACAACAUGCGCCGUACGCCGGAGGAACCCCGACAUCCCAGUGAAAGGGAACUUGCCAAAGGAGCGACUCGACGCAUACGCCCGGCCGUUUUCAAGAUGCGGUAUGGAUUGUUUCGGGCCUAUGUGGGUGACGAUAGGUCGCAGGCGAGAGAAGCGAUGGGGGCUCCUAUUCACGUGUAUGGUCACCCGGGCCGUGCAUAUAGAACUCAUAGCGGGGUUAUCGACCGACUCUGCUAUAAUGGCGAUACGACGCAUGGCAGCGCGUCGCGGCUGGCCACGAACCUUUAUGUCGGACAACGGAACGAACUUUCGCGGAGCCGACGUGGAGCUUACGACUGCGUUUAAGGAAUGGCUCCCUGAACUGGAAAAGUACGUCAGCAACAAGAGGAUAAACUGGCGGUACAGCGACCCGGGCGCACCGAACCAAGGAGGAGCGUGGGAGCGACUGAUAAGGAGCGUGAAGAGAGCGCUAGCAGUGGUACUGCACGAGCGGGCGCCGAGAGAAGAGGUGCUCGCAACGCUAAUGACGGAAGCAGAACACACCGUCAAUUCACGCCCCUUAACCCACGUCUCAGUGCGACCCGAGGACGAAGAGGCGCUGACCCCCAACCAUUUUCUGAUGGGCUCAGCCGUCGGCCUACCGUACGUAGGUACCACCGACGUUGCCGACCGCAGAACGUGGCGCGCAGCACAGGCGCUCGCGGAUAGAUUCUGGCAGCGGUGGUUACGAGAAUACCUACCGACGCUGACGCCCAGAGACGACGUACGACGGAGCACGGCAAACAUCAAGCCGGGCGACAUGGUUUUAAUAGUGGACGGCCUGCUACCUCGCAAUCUGUGGCCGCGCGGGCAAGUGGAGCGCACCUAUGAGGGGCCCGACGGCGUGGUGCGAAGUGCGGACUGCGACUUGAAAAAGAACCAUUUUGUAUUAGAGGAAAAAUUGCGACCCCCAUUUACGUACAAAGAAAUAAACAUAACAAUAAAAGCGAAAUGGACUGGCAAGAUACCCACGGUGAAGUUCCGGCAACGUAAUUUUUAA